Messenger RNA from Rhododendron vialii, 3310 nucleotides. RefSeq names its product putative pentatricopeptide repeat-containing protein At1g02420. Bases 422 to 1996 code for a protein of 524 amino acids. The record is from RefSeq and is a predicted model, not a curated record. Gene Ontology annotation, molecular function: protein binding. NCBI's taxonomy places the organism in Eukaryota, Viridiplantae, Streptophyta, Magnoliopsida, Ericales, Ericaceae. The transcript has 2 exons.
AUUCAUUUCUCUCCCCCCGGCGAAAACUCAGAACGAUAGGAAGGAGUCGUUUUCUUUCCCGUUGUGCCAACGCUCUUCGUUCUCAAGUUACUACUAUUUGUUAAACCCCCAGAAUUUAGUGCUUUUCUCUGUGUGUGUGAGGGGUGUUUUCUAGUUCUAACAAAACAGUUAAGGGUUUUCUCUUAUCAAAUCAGAUUUUUAUCAGUCGACUGAAAUUCUCGGGGACGUUUCAUCUUAAUUUGGAGCUUCUUUUGUUUUGUGGUAGCCAAGCCAACUAACUCUGUGUUCUUAUUAAUUCUGUCUGGGUGGGUGGGUGGUGUUUAUCUGUUUGUCGAUCGCUUGUGGGUUUGCUUUCUAUUGUUAUCAGGAUAGAAACGAACAGAAAGAUACGACUAGAAAGAGAACUAAUCAACAGAAACAAAUGGCUCUAUUGCUUCUGAAGCCCAUCUCUCAUCUAUCUUCAACACAAAGGUACGUUCCUUCUAUCUUCCUCAGUUUCUAUCUACUUCAUAAUAAUCCCAAUCCAAUUUACUCUCGACGACCAUUUUCUUCUUCUCAAAACUCGACCCUGGACCACGACGUCGAAAACGUGCUUCGCGUAAUCACUACCUCUUCCUCCUCAAUGGACAUGAGACAAUCAUUAAAAUCAAGCGGCGUUUUUCUUUCCAACGAUUUGAUCGAUAGGGUUCUGAAAAGGGUUAGAUUUAGUCACGGAAACCCACUACGAGCAUUAGAGUUCUUCAAUCUAACAGCUACCCGAAGAGGUUUUUAUCACACCCCUUUCUCCUUGGACACAAUGCUCUAUAUCUUAGGACGAAGUCGAAAAUUUGAUCUAAUUUGGGAGCUUCUGUAUGACAUGAAGAGAAAAGACCAGUCUUUGAUAUCUCCGCGAACUGUUCAGGUUGUUUCAGCUAGAAUAGCUAAGGUUUGUUCGGUUAGGCAGACGGUUGAGUCUUUUAGAAAGUUCCGAAAGCUCGUUCCGGAAUUCAAUACCGAUUGUUUUAAUGCAUUGUUGAGGACUUUGUGUCAAGAGAAAAGCAUGACAGAUGCAAGAAAUGUUUAUCACAAUUUGAAACAUGAGUUCCAGCCAAAUCUACGGACUUUUAACAUACUCUUGUCCGGUUGGAAAUCGCCAGAGGAAGCUGAGGGGUUCUUUCAAGAAAUGAGGGAAAUGGGUGUCAAACCUGAUCUUGUGUCCUACAACUGUUUGAUCGAUGUGUAUUGUAAAGGUAGAGAAAUUGACAAAGCGUACAAUUUAGUUGACGAAAUGAGAGAGGAGAAUAUAUGUCCUGACGUAAUAACAUAUACUAGUAUGAUUGGGGGAUUGGGGUUGGUUGGUCAGCCUGAUAAAUCUAGGUAUGUUUUGAAAGAAAUGAGGGAGUAUGGAUGUUAUCCUGAUGUAGCAGCAUAUAAUGCUGUUAUCAGGAACUUCUGCAUUGCAAAGAGGAUUGAUGAUGCAUACAGUUUGAUGCGUGAGAUGGUGGGAAAAGGCUUGAGUCCGAAUGCAACUACUUACAAUGUGUUAUUGAGGUCGUUUUUUUGGUCAAAUGAUUUGAGAAGCUCAUGGAGUUUGUACCAGAGGAUGAAGAAAACUGGGUGCCCACCAAACACACAAUCUUGUUUGUUUCUAACAAGGUUGUUCAGGAGGCAGGAGAAGGUAGAUAUGGCACUUGAGCUCUGGAAUGACAUGGUGGAGAAGGGAUUUGGGUCUUAUAUAUUGGUGUCUGAUGUUUUGUUUGAUUUGCUUUGUGAUAUGGGGAAGUUGGUGGAAGCAGAGCGGUGUUUCUUGCAGAUGAUGGAGAAGGGGCAAAGGCCAAGCAAUGUUUCAUUUAGGAGGAUCAAGGUGCUUCUAGAAUUGGCUAACAAGGAGGAAGUGCUGCGAAACUUAUCGCAGAAGAUAGCUGCUUUUGGUUCAUCAAUCCAAGUUUCGAAAAGUGAUGAUGGUUCACUAGAUAAGUCAAGUUCAGACUUGCUUCCAUGUUUUUAUUUCGGGUAAAAAGAAGAAGCCCCCUUACCACAGUAGGGGUUUGAGGUGCUAUUGACUGCCAAGUCACCACAAUAGUUUAGGCCAGUGUCUAAUAGCUCCUUUUGUACUAUAAACUACAUGGAGCUUAGUGGAAUGCUGUUUCACUCAUUCCUCAAUAACUGGUUCAAGAGGUGGGCAUCUUAGAAUCAGUUGUUUUUUUCCUACUAUUUGUUCGAUGUCAGAGAGGAUUUAAUUAGUCUCCUCAGCUUAUCUGUAUCUUUCUUUCGGAUUCUUGGGAGAUGAUUGUUGGAAUUCUUGGGAAAGUGCCCCUCUUUACAACACAAAGAUCAUACAGAAAGUGGCCGUGGGGUAGGGGAUAGAGUUACGAGAUGCGUUACAUAACAUUGGUCACGCCUAUACAAUGUCUAUGUGCGGGGCAUUUUGCAAAGUGCCUCAAGGCUGAAAUAUGGAAAUAGGAUCACCGUGCCAUGAAAGCACUAAAAUGCAAAAGAAGGCUGUUCUUUUUGCCCAACAGAUUGCUUGCUCUGAAAUCAUUUUAGAAGGUGACUCAUCAAAGGUUAUUAAUGAUUAUCAGAUGCUCCAAGAAUGUUUUGGCUCCCAUUGAAAUGAUGUUGGAAGAUACAAGCUUGCAUCUGGAGUAUACAGUCGUGAGGUGACGGGCACUUGGCCACUUGGGUAGCUCAUUACAUAGCUAAAAAUGCUCGUUUUGUUUCGUGUUUAGAUGUAUGAAAAGACCUCUGGACUUUAUCAUGCCCUUACUUACAACAGAUGUCCCGAGUUUCUAAUGAAAUUGUCGAUUUCAUAAUUAAAAAAAAAAUAGAGAUGCUAAAACAUAAAAUCUUUAACUUUUAUACUUGGGUGGUCAACAUUGCUUUCACAGUCCUGUAAAUUGUUCAUACAGUUAAUAUUCAAAAGCAUAUGGUCGCAGUAUAAUGUGCAACCAUCAGACUUGCCCCGGUUUCACAGAACACCAAUGAAUAUGGAUCAAUACAGAGUUGUCUGCUAUAAUGUUUUCUUGGCCAAGUAUGCCAAACUACUCCCAAGUCUCAUCUGCUCUUGCACUAAAUUCAUCCACUAAAUCAGCCAUUGCAAUGAAUUGUGAUCUGAUAGCCCACCAUCAUAUAUUCUCUGAUGCUGAACCUGUCUUUUGCUAGCAUUUUAGAAUAUAAACCUUCACAGCAUAUUUGUGCACAGAGGAUGACAAUGUAUAAAUGAGGAAGAGUGCAAUGUACAAGUGAGGAAGACCAAAUUUGCAUGAAUUAUUCUUGAAACUACAGGAAACGAACAGCCAUGUCUGCAACAGAAAGCUCGAAAGGUACAGGA